Cordyceps militaris CM01 is the source of this 942-nucleotide messenger RNA. Its product is annotated as inositol oxygenase. NCBI's taxonomy places the organism in Eukaryota, Fungi, Ascomycota, Sordariomycetes, Hypocreales, Cordycipitaceae. Gene Ontology annotation, cellular component: cytoplasm. Gene Ontology annotation, biological process: inositol catabolic process. The transcript has a single exon. Bases 1 to 942 code for a protein of 313 amino acids. The record is from RefSeq and is a predicted model, not a curated record. Gene Ontology annotation, molecular function: inositol oxygenase activity; iron ion binding.
AUGGCCCCCAGCGCACUCCAAGACUCGCCUCCUCCUCUAGCGGCCGCCAAAGCCGGCGGCCAGGCGCUCGAAGACGUGUCCGACGCCGUCGACGCCGUCAACGCCCUCAAGUACGACGCGGCCUCGCAGUUCGACACGGCCAAGGACAAGACGGCGUUUCGGCAGUACGAGACGGCGUGCGACCGGGUCCGGCUCUUUUACGCGGAGCAGCACGCCAAGCAGACGGUCGCGUACAACCUCGCGGCGCGCAACCGCUUCCACGCCUCGUCGCGGGCGCGCCCCGAGCUCACCGUCUGGCAGGCCAUGGAGAAGCUCGACACGCUCGUCGACGAGUCGGACCCGGACACGUCGCUGUCGCAGAUUGGGCACCUGCUGCAGUCGGCCGAGGCCAUCCGCCGCGACGGCAAGCCCCGCUGGAUGCAGGCCACCGGGCUCGUCCACGACCUCGGCAAGCUCAUGCUCUUCUUUGACGCCCUCGGCACCCAGGGCCAGUGGGACGUCGUCGGCGACACCUUCCCCGUCGGGUGCGCGUUUGACCCCCGCAUCGUGCUCGCCGCGAGCACCUUUGCCGCUAACCCGGACACCCGCGACCCCGUCUACGCCUCGCCGCUCGGCAUCUACGCCCCCGGCUGCGGCCUCGACAACGUCAUGCUCAGCUGGGGCCACGACGAGUACCUGUACCACGUCCUGCGCGACCAGUCCACCCUGCCUGACGAGGCCCUCGCCAUGAUCCGCUACCACUCCUUCUACCCCUGGCACCGCGAGGGCGCGUACCGCGAGCUCAUGGCCCCCAAAGACUGGGACAUGCUCAAGGCCGUCCAGGCGUUUAACCCGUACGACCUCUACAGCAAGAGCGACGACGUGCCGAGUGUGGAUGAGCUCAAGCCCUACUACAUGGAGCUGAUUGACGAGUUUUUCCCGCAAAAGGUGCUCAAGUGGUAG